Molecule: messenger RNA, 1801 nt
Organism: Glycine soja
Lineage: Eukaryota; Viridiplantae; Streptophyta; Magnoliopsida; Fabales; Fabaceae
Product: tryptophan synthase beta chain 1-like
Exons: 5
Coding region: 90-1478 (462 amino acids)
Biological process (GO): L-tryptophan biosynthetic process
Cellular component (GO): cytoplasm
Molecular function (GO): tryptophan synthase activity
Source: RefSeq, a predicted model, not a curated record
UGGACAAUUUAUACUGUGAAAAACACAUACACACAAUAAUAGCUCUCUCUGAUUAAGUUGUCACUCACGCACAGAAACACAGAAAGAAGAUGAUGGCGAACAAAUUGCAAGGGGCAAUUGUUAGCUGCCAUUCCAGAACAAGGCAGUUGUCGAUAGAUGAGAAAGGGCGCGCCAUCUCCGCUGUGCUCACUACUCAUCAGGAACCCUUUAAGACUAAGGUUCCUGAGUUGACAAUUAGCCAUGUGCCCCCACCUACACCCUCCAUCAAGAACAAAGACUUCAUCAUCCCCUCCACCACUAGUGGAAAGUUUGGUAGGUUUGGUGGCAAGUUUGUACCUGAGACACUUGUAGCUUCUUUGACCCAGCUCGAAGCAGAGUUCAAAAACGCCCUCCGUGAUCAUGCUUUUCAGGCAGAGCUAGCGGAGGCAUUAAGAGACUAUGCGGGGAGAGAGACACCUCUGUAUCAUGCAAAGCGAUUGUCGGAGUAUUACAAGAGCGUGAAUAAUGGGAAGGGGCCUGACAUAUACUUAAAGAGAGAGGAUCUCAACCACAGUGGCUCUCACAAGAUGAACAACGCUCUUGCUCAAGCCAUGAUUGCUAAGCGCAUGGGCUGCAAAAGCGUCGUCACCGCCACUGGCUCUGGACAACAUGGCCUUGCAACAGCUGCAGCUUGCGCAAAACUUGCUUUGGACUGCACCGUCUUCAUGGCCGACAAAGACAUCCACAGACAAUAUUCAAAUGUGAGGUUGAUCAAGUUGUUGGGAGCUCAGGUUGAAGCAGUAGAUGGAGGGUUCACAGAUGCAGCAUCAGAGGCGUUUCGGUAUUGGGUAGGGGAUUUGGAAAACAGGUACCACUUGAGUGGCUCAGCGGUGGGACCACACCCGUGUCCAACCAUGGUUCGGGAGUUUCAGUCAGUGAUAGGGAAAGAAACGAGGAUGCAAGCAUUGGAAAAAUGGGGUGGGAAGCCAGAUGUUCUUGUUGCCAGCGUAGGGACUGGGUCAAACGCUUUGGGUCUGUUUCAUGAGUUUAUAGCAGACAAAGAUGUGAGGUUCGUUGGAGUUGAGGCUGGGGGUUUGGGCUUGGAGAGUGGAAAGCAUUCUUCAACGUUGACCACAGGAGAAGUGGGUGCGUACCAUGGAGCCAUCAGCUAUUUACUGCAGGACCAAGAUGGUCAAAUUAUUCAUCCACAUUCCAUCGCUGCUGGGAUGGAGUAUCCAGGAGUUGGUCCAGAGUUAAGCUUCCUUAAAGAAAGCGGGCGUGCGGAAUUCUGCGUUGCAAAUGAUGAAGAGGCUCUUGAUGCGUACCAAAGACUAUGCAAAUUAGAGGGCAUAUUUCCCUCUUUGGAGGCCGCACAUGCAUUGGCUAUCUUAGAUAAAUUGGUCCCUACUCUAUGCAAUGGUACUAAGGUUGUUGUGAAUUGUAGUGGGCGAGGAGAUAAGGAUGCAGCAAUAGUCUUCAAUCGGGGAAUAUAUAUUUGACAAGGAAUAACAAAGAUGGAUGAAGACCUGUGUUAAAUAACGAUUUGACCUAGCUUACGAUGAAUACUAUAAAUGCUAUAUAUAAAUAAAAACUACACGAUUCAUACGUUGUUAAAGGCUAGGAAGUGGCCUCGGUAAAUAAUUAUUUUCACCGUCAUUAACUAUCAUCAGAUAUUUAUUCAUGUUACUGUGAAAAAGGGAUUAAAGGAAAGUAUUAAACUCUUUAGAGAGAUUUGUGUAAGAAGAUAUUCAGUGACAAAUCUUUAUCUUGUAAAAAGAAAGAAAUGAUAAUGAAAAUAUUCAAUUAUUGUUCAAGGACCCAA